This is a messenger RNA of Manis javanica (Malayan pangolin), 1759 nucleotides long. It is a transcript of the gene SLC3A2, whose product is annotated as solute carrier family 3 member 2. The record is from RefSeq and is a predicted model, not a curated record. NCBI's taxonomy places the organism in Eukaryota, Metazoa, Chordata, Mammalia, Pholidota, Manidae. Gene Ontology annotation, cellular component: basolateral plasma membrane; apical plasma membrane. Gene Ontology annotation, biological process: carbohydrate metabolic process; L-alanine import across plasma membrane; phenylalanine transport. Gene Ontology annotation, molecular function: aromatic amino acid transmembrane transporter activity; L-leucine transmembrane transporter activity; L-alanine transmembrane transporter activity.
AUGAGCCAGGACACCGAGGUGGACAUGAAGGAAGUGGAGCUGAACGAGUUGGAACCCGAAAAGCAGCCGAUGAACGCGGCGUCGGGGGCGGCGGUGGCUGUGGUUGUGUCGGGCGGCGCCGAGAAGAACGGUCUGGUGAAGCUCAAGGUGGCCGACGACGAGGCGGAGGCGGCGGCCGCAGCCAAGUUCACGGGCCUGACCAAAGAGGAGCUGCUGAAGGUGGCGGGCAGCCCCGGCUGGGUGCGCACCCGCUGGGCCCUGCUGCUGCUCUUCUGGCUCGGCUGGCUUGGCAUGCUGGCGGGCGCCGUGGUCAUCAUCGUGCGGGCGCCGCGCUGCCGCGAGCUGCCGGGGCAGAGGUGGUGGCACAAGGGCGCCCUCUACCGCAUCGGCGACCUGCAGGCCUUCCAGGGCGGCGACGCUGGCAGCCUGGCGGGCUUGAAGAAGCAUCUCGACUACCUGAGCACCCUGAAGGUGAAGGGCAUUGUGCUGGGCCCAAUUCACCAGAACCAGAAGGAUGAUGUCAGUGGGACCAACUUGGAACAGAUCGACCCCGCUUUUGGCUCCAAGGAAGAUUUUGAUAGUCUCCUGCAAUCGGCCAAGAAAAAGAGCAUCCGUGUCAUUCUGGACCUCACCCCCAACUAUAGGAGCCCAAACUCAUGGUUCUUCCCCACUGAGAUUGGCACUGUGGACUCCAUGAUGAAGAAUGCUCUGAACUUUUGGCUACAGACUGCCCUAGAUGGGUUCCAGGUUCGGGACAUGGAGAACCUGAAGGAUGCGUCUUCACUCUUGCCUGAGUGGCAGAACAUCACCAAGAGCUUCAGUGAAGAUAAGCUCUUAAUUGCAGGUACUGAGUCCUCGGACCUUCAGCAGAUCCUGCACCUACUGGAAUCCACGAAGGACCUGUUGUUGACUAGCUCAUACCUGUCAAACUCCAGUUUUACUGGGAAGCAUGCAGAAGUGCUGGUCACCCAGUAUUUGAACACCACUGGCAGUCACUGGGGCAGCUGGAGUUUGUCUCAGGCAGGACUCCUGACUUCCUUUGUGCCGGCUCAGCUCCUUCGACUCUACCAGCUGCUGCUUUUCACCCUGCCAGGGACCCCGGUUUUCAGCUAUGGGGACGAGAUUGGCCUGGAGGCAGCUACCCUGCCUGGACAGCCUGCAAAGGCCCCAGCCAUGCUCUGGGAUGAAUCCAGCUUCCCUAACACCUCAGGACCUGUAAGCGCCAACAUGACUGUGAAGGGCCAGAACGGAGACCCUGUCUCCCUCCUCUCCUUGUUCCGGCGCCUGAGUGAUCUGCGGGGCAAGGAGCGCUCCCUGCUGCAUGGAGACUUCCAUGCCCUCACCUCAGGGCCGGACAUCUUCUCCUAUAUCCGCCAGUGGGACCAGAACGAACGUUUCCUGGUAGUGCUCAACUUUGGGGGUGUGAGCCGACCUGCCAGGUUGGGUGUGUCCAGCCUGCCCGCCAGCGCCAGCCUGCCAGCCAGGGUGGAUAUGGUGCUCAGCACCCAGCCAGGCCCAGGCCGUGAGGAGGGCACCUUUCUUGAGCUGGAACACCUGAACCUGGAGCCCCACGAGGGGCUGCUGCUCCGCUUCCCCUAUGUGGCCUGACCGGGACCCACUAUCCUUCCCCUUUCUUCCACAGGCUCUUCGAAGUUGUGGUUUCUCUCUUUCUCUCUUUUUUUUAGUGUCGUGGAUUACAAGUGAACCCCCAAAUACGGUGUUUAUUGGCUUCAAAUAAAAGUCAUCCCUGCCUAGCAAG